Messenger RNA from Leguminivora glycinivorella, 1409 nucleotides. RefSeq names its product zinc finger protein OZF-like. The transcript is spliced from 12 exons. Gene Ontology annotation, cellular component: nucleus. NCBI's taxonomy places the organism in Eukaryota, Metazoa, Arthropoda, Insecta, Lepidoptera, Tortricidae. Gene Ontology annotation, biological process: regulation of transcription by RNA polymerase II. The record is from RefSeq and is a predicted model, not a curated record. Bases 151 to 1191 code for a protein of 346 amino acids. Gene Ontology annotation, molecular function: DNA-binding transcription factor activity, RNA polymerase II-specific; RNA polymerase II transcription regulatory region sequence-specific DNA binding; zinc ion binding.
UUUAAAAGUUUCAACACAGUCUUCUAUUUAUUAUUUUAAGUAGUUAUACAGGGACGACAAUUUUUAUCUGCCUCCAGCCAGUUUCGUGUACUUUUACUUCAUAUUGUUAUAUAAUACCAGCAUUAAUGUUACAUCCUGUAUUUACCGUAGAUGGAAAUCCGAUUGGAAGAUUUCAACAAAUGUUGCCGCUGUUGUCUUGCGAUGGUGGGUGCAAUGAAAUCUAUAUUUGGUGCUUGUCUCAAUGAUAUGCUUAAAACACUUACGAGUAUUCAGAUAGAACAGGAUGAUGGUUACCCGCAGCAAAUGUGUUCCCGUUGUGUGCUGAAACUGAGCUCUUCGUCUGCAUUCUACACAAUGGUCAUGAAAAACCACAAGACUUUGGAAGAAAUAUUGAAGGCACCGGCAAAAACUAGAGAUAUGUCUGCUUCAGCAGAAAGUGAGGCACCCAGGAACAAUUCAAACACGUCUUUUGAGACAGAAAAUGUACAAAUAGGUCCCCUUAAACCCAGCAUAGAUUAUAGCUUGCAGAAUAAAGUGCCUUGCGAUCAGAUUGUGACGUCUCCAAUAAGAAAAAUGACACAACAGAACAUUUCAAUAAAGUCGGAAUCAGAGAGUGAAGGUUUAUCAGAUAAAGAAGAUUGUUAUCACUGUUCCCAGUGUGAACAUACUUCAGAGAAUCAAGAGGCUUUUGAGGAUCACCUACAAACGCACUUAGUCAAACCUAAAAAAAAUUCAAGAGAUGUAGACGCCUGCCCGCAUCUUUGUAAUUUGUGUGGUGCCAGAUUCCGUUGGCGUACGUCUUUGUUCAAGCAUUUGAGGCGUCACCGUGGCCAUGGAUACAAGUGCGAAGUCUGUCAAAAAGUCUUCGGCGAGACUACUACGCUCAAUGUGCAUAUGCUGAGCCAUAGCGUAAACCAAAAACCCUACCAAUGUGAAACAUGCAGCCGCUCGUUCACCCAACAGUCCAGUUUGCGCAGACACGUACAAACGCACGACGCACGCUCACAGCUCAAGUGCAGUGACUGCGAUAAGAGCUUUCUGCAUAAAUAUUCAUUAUUGAGACAUCGUGAAAACGCUCACUUAGAUACGGAAUGCCCAACUUGCAAAAAUAUAUUUAAAGGUAAAAGGCUUCUUGAGACGCACAUGAAGCUUCAUGAAAAGGCACGGAGAAUAUUGAAACGGACAUUUUGACAGAAAACACUGCAACUGGUAAAUAUGAAUCGUUAGACAUCCAGGCAGUGACAGUGGAGUUUCUUUGCUUAUUAUGCAGUCAAAAGUUUCAAAGCAAAGAGAGUUUAGAGAUUCACGUGUGUUCCAGGAAUGAAAUCAACAGACAUUGUAAUAUAUAUUUGUAAUGUUAAUGUAAUGUUUGGUUUGUUUCUAAAAUAUACAUUUUCUGUUGUUCUCAA